ACGUCAGCUAUACUGUCAAGAUACUUACGUAUAAGCUGUUCGUAGGACGUCACAGCUUCACGAGUUGAACUCUACAAGAGAAUGUGACCGAGCAAAUGUCGACUCUGGAAGGCGCCGCAAAACCUCUCAACAUAGCGAGAGCUGCAGAUGCGUGCUUCGCAGACCUGCAGAACUACCUUGGACAAAAUCCACAUGCAGAUGUCCCUGAUGACAUCUUGGCAAGCCUGCACCUGCUGUUCGGCAAGAACUUUGCAAAGGCGCUAGAGGUGGUGGACGGCGGUGGUAUCGUGUGCUUUGUGGGCGAGCACACAGGGCGCCGCGUGUACAAGGUGCCGGGCCGGCGCGCAGGCGACCACUACAUUGUGUUCCCCGCGCACUACUGCGCCUGCCAGUCCUUCCAGUACGACGUGGUGGGCCGCAGCGAGGCCGUGGCGUGCAAGCACCAGCUGGCGGCGCGGCUGGCGGGCGUGUUGGGCCGCACCUCUGUCAGCCGGGUGCCUGACUACACCAUCGCCCAUAUGCUGCUGGAGCACUGCGCGUAGCUAGCUAGGGGCGGGGCGAAGUUCUUGUGGAUGAGAAGUACAGGCCGGGACUGGGCCAAGAGCGGCAGAUGCACGUACAUAUAUGAGUGAAUGAGCAUUACCGUAGUGUUACAAAGGUUUCGGGAAACUAAGUUCGUGGAGAGGCCCCGAAUCUGUUUCCCGAACCUAUUAAAUAAUUAUUAAUGGCCCUGGCUUCCCGAAAAUAAGUAUCAACAGCACGAAAUUUGGUUUUUCGCGGGCGCGCUCCGCGCGCCGGGGUGGGGGGUGCGGACGGGUCACAGCGGCACGCAAGGCGAUGGGACCAGCGUAAAUGCAGCGAUUUUCGCUUAGAAAUUUUCUCUACAACUUAGACACAGGGUUGCGGGCGUGGGGUGAGGGCGUGGGGUGCAGGCGGUCCCUAAACGGUUUCACGAGUCACUCCCCUGACCAUCACAAAAGCUGGUCUCAGGUCCUUGUGAAACGUGUUAGCGGGUUUGACCUCAAUUCAGCAGUGAGACUAACAGGCUGUACUAAUGUCUGCGGAGUGCCCUGCUGGACGUAUGGGGCAGCAGUCAUGAUGUCGAGUGGGGGGCCCAAGGUUCGUGUAUGUGCCUUGGUGGCGCUUUGCUUGGCUCAGUUGUUAAUGUCAAGAGCUACGCGCAUGAUUGUAAGUCCGUAGUUGAAUGACACACCUUCCGAGUUCCAGCCCCGCUGCGACCCAGCAGGCGAGCACUCGCAGCCCUCUGGUGAAGUUGCAUCUCGGCAGGGGUGCGGUGUGCCCCCGCGGUCGGCCUGUUCCGUCUUCGUAUAUCCACAUCCAUCGAUGCUUUAUUACAAAGAUCUCGGUCUGGGUGUGCUGCUUCUCGGUCGGCGGGGCAAGGGGAGGCACGUGGGGCGGUUGGCGGUUGUGGCUGUGGGGGCUCGGCCAUGGGUCUCGUGCCGGCUCACACUCUUGCACAGGCAGUGUUGUAGGUCCCGCUGCAGAGUUGGCAUGUACGUGGUCGUCUAAGGAUAUGACAUGGCUAGGCCGAAGAACGUCAGAAGUGUCAACAUGUCGCACGCAUGUCGCAUGCUGGAGCGUCCUGGGGCAUUUCCCCAGCCACCCGGAGGGCUCUGGACAGGCACGAGAAGCAGCCAUUCUUAUGCAACCAUUCGGGAAGCUUUCGGGUUCACAUGCUCCGUCCUGGUGAGCGCGACUGCGUUAGCACAUUUACCAAUGCACGUCCGGCGCGGAACGCUCUGAGCCCCAGUCCAAAGGCUAAACGUAUGCUAAGGAUCAAUAGUGACGUGUGAAUGUGUCUAGGGAUGUAGGGAAUUUGCGCGGUCGCGGCACUGAGUCCGACCGAUUGCAAGGUUUUUCGAAUUUUUGAAUUGCCAACAAAUUAAAGGCUCAUAACAUA
Chlamydomonas reinhardtii is the source of this 1921-nucleotide messenger RNA. RefSeq lists its product as uncharacterized. Gene Ontology annotation, cellular component: Shu complex. Gene Ontology annotation, molecular function: zinc ion binding. The record is from RefSeq and is a predicted model, not a curated record. Gene Ontology annotation, biological process: double-strand break repair via homologous recombination. Bases 96 to 542 code for a protein of 148 amino acids. Lineage: Eukaryota; Viridiplantae; Chlorophyta; Chlorophyceae; Chlamydomonadales; Chlamydomonadaceae. The transcript has 7 exons.